AUGUCCCAGCUGGAGGGACUGAGCGGUCAGCUGGAGGGGACGCCCCACGGAGCAGCACCAAAGACCAGGAGCGUAUCCCAGGCCACCUGGCUCUGGCCCGAGCGGAGGACACUUUUGAACACUCGGACCAGCCCGGCCAAGCACGUGUUUGGGGAGGCUGGUGAACCCCAGCUGCGCAGGCAGGCGAACUUGAAGGAAGCCAGCACCAACCUGCGAGGCGUGGACCUGGGCGCUAUUUUUAUAAGAGGCAUUGCACAUCAGCCUGAGCAGAUGCCAGCCUUCACGAACGGGGAUCAAGUGACCAAAGAGGACAGCCAAAUCCUGAUGCAGGCUGGAGCUGAGACCUGUUCCCACGAGUACCCACCCUCAGGGCUGAUGCCCCCAGGUCUCCGAGACUGCACAUCUCUGUGGACUCAGAUGGCCUCGUCUUCUCUCUCGGAGCGGCCAGGGCCUCAGAAGGCAUCUCCAGAGAACAAGCCUCGAGAAAGUGGCCUUGGGAGUCAGUGGAAGGCCCCAGUCCCUCUGAUCUCCCUGCCAUACUGCUGCAGGGUCGGGGCCAUGGAGGAGCAACCCCAAGAGCGCAGGGGCCUCACAGAGAAGAUGCCCCUUGCCGUGGCCCCCCUGGGCCUGUCGUCGCUGGGGGCCGUCUUCAUCCUGAUGAAGUCCUCCCUCGGGGCCGGCCUGCUCAACUUCCCCUGGGCCUUCCAGCACGCUGGCGGGCUGCUCCCCGCCUUCCUGGUGGAGCUGGUCUCCUUGGUCUUCCUGGUCUCUGGGCUGCUCACCCUGGGCUACGCAGCCUCGGUCAGCGGCCAGCCCACCUACCAGGGCGUGGUGCGUGCGCUGUGCGGGCCCGGCCUGGGCAAGCUGUGUGAGGCCUGCUUCAUCCUCAACCUGCUCAUGAUCUCCGUGGCCUUCCUCAGGGUGAUUGGGGACCAGCUGGAGAAGCUGUUCGACUUGUUGCUGCCCGGUGCGCUGACCCCACAGCCCUGGUACACGGACCAGCGUUUCACCCUGACCCUGCUCUGCACCCUGGUCAUCCUGCCUCUGUCUGCCCCACGGGAGAUCAGCUUCCAGAAAUACACAAGCAUCUUAGGCACCCUGGCCGCCUGCUACCUGACCCUGGUCAUUGUGGUGCGCUAUUACCGCUGGCCCUCGGGCCUAGUUCAGGAGCCCCACUUUUCACAGAGCCCUUCCUCCUGGACAUCCAUGUUCAGCAUCUUCCCCACCAUCUGCUUCGGAUUCCAGUGUCACGAGGCCGCGGUCUCCAUCUACUGCAGCAUGCGUGAUCAGCGCCUCGCCCACUGGGCCCUGGUCUCCACACUGUCCCUGCUGGCCUGCUGCCUCAUCUACUCGCUGACAGGGGCUUUUGGCGUCCUGACCUUCGGGUCCAGCGUCUCUGCCGACAUUCUGUUGUCCUACCCCAGGGAUGACGUGGUGGUCAUCGUGGCCCGGGUGCUCUUUGCUGUCUCCAUUGUGACCGUGUACCCCAUCGCGCUCUUCUUGGGCAGGUCUGUGCUGCAGGACCUCUGGGGGAGGAGCUGCUGGGUACCUGCUGCCACCUCUGAGAUGGGGGCGCGGAUGCUGCUGACCAGCUUGUGGGUCGCCACCACACUCACCCUGGCGCUGCUGCUGCCCGACCUCAGCAAGGUCAUCGACAUCAUCGGUGGCAUCAGCUCCUUCUUCAUCUUCAUCUUCCCAGGUCUGUGCCUCAUCUGUGCUGUGGACGUCGAGCCCCUGGGGCCGAGGCUCAAGUGCUGCCUGGAGCUCUGGGGCGUGGUCUCCGUGCUGGUGGGCACCUUCAUCUUCGGCCAGAGCACAGUGGACGCAGUGCUGGAGCUGCUCUGA
This is a messenger RNA of Elephantulus edwardii (Cape elephant shrew), 1845 nucleotides long. It is a transcript of the gene SLC38A8, whose product is annotated as solute carrier family 38, member 8. Gene Ontology annotation, molecular function: amino acid transmembrane transporter activity. The record is from RefSeq and is a predicted model, not a curated record. The transcript is spliced from 15 exons. Bases 1 to 1845 code for a protein of 614 amino acids. NCBI's taxonomy places the organism in Eukaryota, Metazoa, Chordata, Mammalia, Macroscelidea, Macroscelididae. Gene Ontology annotation, biological process: amino acid transmembrane transport.